Messenger RNA from Antechinus flavipes (yellow-footed antechinus), 1571 nucleotides. RefSeq names its product protein phosphatase 1 regulatory subunit 32 (gene SAXO4). Bases 168 to 1451 code for a protein of 427 amino acids. The record is from RefSeq and is a predicted model, not a curated record. Gene Ontology annotation, molecular function: phosphatase binding. Lineage: Eukaryota; Metazoa; Chordata; Mammalia; Dasyuromorphia; Dasyuridae. The transcript has 14 exons.
AAGCCCAGCCUUCCAGUGCCUCUAGGGAGGGGCCAGCCAGUUCGCUGCGGCUUCCGCUAAAGGCAGCUCCUUUCCCCUGACUCUCGGGCUCCUCCCGGGUGUCCCUGUCCCUGUCACUCAGAGCCACGAAACACAGGUGGACGUGGUGCUCGUUUCCUGCCGCCAACAUGAUGGGCAAACUGCCCCUAGGUGUUGUUUCCCCUUAUGUGAAGAUGAGUUCGGGGGGCUGUGCAGACCCCCUGAAAUUUUAUGCCACCAGCUACUGCACAGCCUACAGCCGGGAGGGUUUCAAGCCCCAAGUUUCUCAGCACAAGGGCACUGGUUACCAGUCGAAUUACCGACCCAUAGUCAGCUAUCAGCCCAGCCUGGACACCCUGGAUUCCCUGGACAAUGCUGCUGCGGGAGAACAAAUGAAGGAUAAGGAUCAGACGGUCUUUCCUCAGAGCUACCGGCCAGUGGAGCUGCCAGAUAGCCGGUACCCUCUGCCCCGGAGCCUGUACCAACCUGGCUACAGCUGUGCUCGUGAUAAAGCCCACUCAUGUCCCCCCUCCAAAGAGGCCAAGAGGGUUCAUUUCAACACCCAGGAUCACGGCCCCCAGGCCGCCAUAGGAUUGGAGCCCAAGACCGUGCCCGUCCUCCACCCGUCCGUGGCCAAGGGGAGUCCUGAUACAGAGAACUACCGCUAUGGUCCCAGAUUUGCCUCUGAGUACAACUCCAAGUACCGUCAUGAUAUCUCCGGCCCUCCAGAUUUCCUCCAGAAGAAAACGAUCGGUGCCAAGGAGGAGUCGGGCUUUACGGAGCAGGCCAUCAAGAGUCCCCUGGCCUUCCAGCCCUUCCCUGGAGAUCCCCUGCCUCCUCCGGGCAGAAGCACCACCAGGUCAGAUUACGUCCCCAUGGCCACCCCGCACGGGGAUGAGUAUUUGCCGGUGCUGGCCAAAGGUUCCGAGAGAGAGUCGGGCUUCAGCCGGGCCAAAGAGAAGCACCUGCCUACGACCCCUCCCGCCGGCCCCCCCGGCCUCUCUGAGCCCAGCAGCCUGAGUUACCGCCAGUACCAGGGCAUGCAGUGGGCACCCCAGAGCAACAACACCCUCUUGGGCCGGGAGCUCCUGGGGGCCAAGGAGCCCUCCGGCUACACCAGCAACAACUCCAGCUACAACCGGGGACCCCCGGACCCCGAUUAUAGGUUUAUGACCACCUACAACCAAAGAUACCUUGAGAAUACUCCGAAGGGUCUGGACCGGGAAAGUUGGAUCCGAGGAGGAAUCCAGCACCUCGGGGGCUACGGGCUUAACCCGCCUAGCAGCCAGCACAGCCUGGACAGUUACCACAGCCCCGCAGAGUCUGCUCGCAGAUCCCACCCCCACGUGGCCAGAACCCUGACGGCCCUGGAUCCCUUCUACAGAGACACCCCUCACAGCCAAGGUUUUUCCGCCCUGUACGCCCCGUCCUGAGCUGGCGCUCCCCGGCCCAGGCAGGAGAGGAGCGGGCACACGGUCUCCCAGCUCCCGACCCCUCCGAGGGCACCUUACCUGCUACUUUUCUAAGGAAAUAAAGAGAUAAUGUUCCACCAA